This is a messenger RNA of Maniola jurtina (meadow brown), 1571 nucleotides long. Its product is annotated as mucin-3A-like. The record is from RefSeq and is a predicted model, not a curated record. The coding region runs from base 58 to 1041 and encodes 327 amino acids. The transcript has 5 exons. NCBI's taxonomy places the organism in Eukaryota, Metazoa, Arthropoda, Insecta, Lepidoptera, Nymphalidae.
UAGGUAUUUUUCUGUGGUAUUGUGCUGUAAAAAUGGUUUCACGUGCCGGAAAAUCAAAUGGAAAAGGCACGAAAAAGCAAAUGGACUGCUAACUCGUCAGUGUGUUUAUGCACUCUUCUAUAUCACGUACUACAAAUACAUGAGGCUGUAGCAAGUGCUGCAAGUGUGGGAACAUCAGCGGGCUCUGAUGAGCGCACUGCGUUGGACCAAGCACUGAUGCUUGUUGAAAUUUUAAAAACAGAAUACGCCAGAGUAGUAAGCGAGAAUAAUAAACAGCAGAGGAGGAAUAUUACGAGUAUAUUCGGCGAAGCUGAUGUUCAAACGUGCGCCACAACCGCUGAGAAACCAGGUGAUCCCAUUGGCAAGAGAAAUUGGCGGCGUUUCGAUUAUGAUAACUUUUUGGGACCUCAACCUGGCAACAAUCAAACACGCCUGUCUUCAACCUCUGCUGUCACAGUUGCCCAUACUUCUACAGUUUCUGAACCGCCUAGUCCUAUCACGACGACGACUAUAGAAAAUUCAGAGUCAAAUAAUGUCGCCAUUACGCCUCCGACCACUUCUACAAAAACUGUAGGCGCAACCAAUGAAAUAGUUACAACAGAAACAGAGUCAAAGUCUACGACACCCGUGAUUACGAAUAAUGAAACUGAUUACAAAUUAUCGGCAGCUCAAAGUACAGUUCUCACGAAGACUUCUUCGUCGUCUAUUUACACGACCAAAAACAAAAUUUUAACCUUCCAGAGUUCUUCACCAACUGAAAAGAAGAAACUGAUGUUGUUUUCUAAAAAAAUAUCAAAAGCUAAACGCACACCAUCAAAGCUAGGAAGAGAGCCAGAGUUGUCGCAAGUUGCAGCUGAACUAGCUAAGGAGCUAGCGGAUGCUGCACCAGGAACUAAGAUGGCACAUCGCGCUCCAGUCGUAUGGCGUGGAUCCACUAAGGUGUACUUGGCAGACAGCACACGAUAUCCUGUACCCUUACCAGAAAACCAUGCAUUCUGUUUCACUAAUCCCCACAGUGCACUAUGUCGAACUCUUGUUUAAGAUAUACCCAUAAAUAGAUAUAUCUACCUACUUCAAAGCCGAAAUGCCGGUACAUCGUAAUCGGCCUAGCUAGUCCUCAGAAAUGCAAAGAUCGUUUAGCCCAAAGCCAAAACUUCGGCUCUUGUCUGGCGAAUUUUAGUUUCAUUCCUGGUGCUGAAAUUUUCAGUACGAAGCCAAAAAUCUAUUUUACUAGUAAUUCAGUUUUGAAUUAGGCAGCCCUGUAUUAUUUGAAUGUGUUAUAAGUCAUGUACACACUGUAGGUGUGAUUAAAUUAUGUGAUUUCAGUCGUAAAUAAAAUUGGCUGUUUCAAAUUGGCUGUUUCACUGUCCAAUUGAUCAUUCCUCAGAUAAAAGUUAUUUGACAAUUGAAAAAUCGGCCUUAUGCUGAAUAAAUAUUACGUUUCCGACGAGCAGUCGAAAAGACUCGCAUUUCUGAGACUCGCUCAGUUAAAAUUGACCAAGAACUGCGUUGACCAAUCUUUAGCAGCUUUUGGAACUACGCGGGAUCCCGUCUUGCCUUCCACACGUAGG